AUGGCUAACCGGUUCAUUGUCCCGGACUCGAGCCCCCCGGGCAGUCCAAGCCCUUCAAUGCCAUCCCAAACCCCCCAGAGACUCUCUGGACUCCCAACCUUUGGUGAUCUCCCAUCAACCACACCUGCUGGCCCGCCACCCCCAUCUUCAGUCGCAUCUUUCACACCAGCUGGGGCGCCUUCCGACUCGUAUCUUGGUAGUUCCAUAAUGCGUAGCAUGGCCGGACAACCUACACCAAACUUUGGCGGCGGCAGCUUUGCCCGAGAUAGCACACGGACGAACUUGUUUGGUCGCAGCGAGAAGUCAAAUGCUCCACUGGGCCGCUCGAUAGGACCACGAGGAAGGCCUGCCUCGGGUCUUAGCAGACAAUACAACAUGGGGGAUUUCGAGCCUGAUGAGGAUUUGGACGAGGAUGCCGAGGGAGAGGAGGAUAUCCAACCCCCUCCGGGCAGUCUAUUCCGGAGUUCGUUUGCGCAAAAGCAUUUCGGAAAUAAAGAGGUGGAAGAUGAGAUCGAACGAGCAAUCACUCGCGACCUCGAUCUAGAAGAAGAUAUUUACGACGACGAGGAGGAGGAGGAGGAGGAGGAAGAGGAAGAGGAAGAAAGACAACAAGUCCGCUACCAGGAUCAUGAAUUAGAGGAUGAUGUCUCUGAAGAUGCGGAUGGCUCUGGAGACGAGGCUGAUAUGUUUCUGAAUAUGCGCCAUGAUGACCGACCUUAUGGGCAGCCAGUUAUCGGUGAAGAAUCAGAUUUGAUGAUGCUCAACACACCAGCAGCAAACAAUAGGGUCCGAAAGGAAGCAGAGAGCCUGUACCGGCAGUCGACCGCGCUCUUGGGAUCAUCCGGACGCAACCGAGGUUUCGAGUUUGCCUCUAUUGCACGGGACUUUUAUACUUCAUUCGACAUCGCAAAGCUCGUUGAGCCCCCUCAUUUAAUUUUGGAGACCGAGAGCAUAAUCUGCCGGUUGUAUGAUGAAGGAGUUGGCACGAGUGAGGACGAAGAAAGGCUGGAUGACUCCCUAGCAAAUGCUACUUUCCGCCUUGUUACCUUGUGGAAUGAAUUCGCCGCCAGGCUUCCAAAGGAAGGGGAGCGCCUGGCUUAUAUUGGACCUGGCCCGACAGAUUCCGCAUUUGAGAAGGCAGCCUAUGUCGCUCAUCUGAUAUUGCGAUUGCAUCAUACUCGAUUCUUGGGCGAUGGAACAGGAGAUCAAAAGAUCCCACCUGUCCCCGAGGCAUUAUUGGACUGGCUCCGAACAUCACACAAUUUGUAUCCUGAUCAAGCUCGAAAUGUGCGCUACCACCAAUCAAGCCCCGCUUCUCACAGUCUCUUCUGGCAGACCGUGCGAAACUCUCUCUUACGAGGUGAGCUAGCAGAUGCGAUUGAUCUACUUCGGAAUGCUGGGUGGGAGUCUGUGACUAGGGGUCCUAGGCGAGAACCUACAUACACCGGCAAGGCUCUGGAGAACGUGAAGCGGUUCGUUGCUACUUGCUGCGAGACUUUGGAGCUGUGUCCUGCCACGAAGUCUGACUGGGACAUCAAAAAUAGCAGCUGGACGCUCUUCAGAAUUCAGGCACGAGGAGCACGGGAUAAAAUGACGGUAUUCGCCGAGGGCACAGAUCACUUCCGAAGCUCGGAAGACGACCAGGCCUUGCCACCUAUGGGUCUGUCCAUGUCCACCAUGGCUAGAAAAUCGACAAGCCAACUUCCAUGGGACAUUUAUGAGAAUCUGCAAGCAGUAUACGGGAUCGUGCUCGGAAACAACGAGGCCAUCAUCGAUACGGCGCAGGAUUGGUGCGAGGCAACUGUAGGCAUGUUUGCUUGGUGGGACGAAAAGUCUGACCAGCAGAAUGCGGUGGGAUUUACUCAGCAGCGUGAUCUUCUCGCCUCGACGUUCAGGUCAAAUGACCUGGAAGGUUACUUCGAUCGUCUUACUGCGACAUUCCAUCAUGUCUUGCAGUCGGACCUUGUGCCAAAUGCAAUGAAUCCCGUUGAAGUUGCUAUCGCAUCUGCCUUUGAAGGCAAUGUUGAAGGCGUUAUUGGCUUCUUGCGCGCAUGGUCUCUUCCUGUAGCGAGCUCAGUGGCUGAAGUUGCUUCGUUGGGGCGCUGGCUGCCCAUCACCGAGGCUAAGAGACCCCUUCUUAUGGACAACCUUGACAUGGAGGAUCUCGAGAUUCUCAAUAUCCCGCAACCCACGCUUGACGAUAUUGAGGGUGUCAAGGAUAGCACACUCGAGGCUUACGCAAGGCAGCUUGCUGGCAUUGAACACUUGUCUCCUCAGCGCGAAGGCUGGGAGUUGGCCAUUCAGGUUCUUGGUCGAAUGGAUGCGACCGAGAAGUCUGAAACAACAGUAGGGGAGCUGCUGAGGGACAUUCUCAAGACCCUGGAUGAGCACUCGAGCUCAACGGUUGACAAAAUGUGGAGGAUUCUUAAUGAACUUGGGUUGAUUAAUUUCGCGGAAGAGACUGCAGAGACAUAUGCGGAUAUAUUGUCACAGGAAUCGCACAGAUUUGGCGAGGCCCUGUGGUACUACGCACUAUCGCACCGUACUGACAAGGUUCGAGAGGUGCUCAACCUGCUCAUUUCAUACUCGUUGAUCCAAUCCACGGUGUACCCCGCAGAGAAGGAUCUUGACGUGGAACUUAAAAACCUGCUGCGAAAGCGAGGAGAGACACUUGAAAGACGUGCAGAGCAAGACCUGGAGGCAGCACAGCUCCUCGGUCGCAUGAUGAGUGGUUACGCAACACUGCGUAAAUUCUAUGAGCUUAGAGACGAAUUGCAGUCGAAGGAGCUGUCUUCCUCGAAAACCCUGGCUCUGAAGAAGCAGGCCGCCUUUGCUCUUGUGGCAGUCGUUUCCAGCUCUGAUGAUAAUAUCCGCGGUGGACUGUACGACGACGCCAGAGAUGCCGUGGUAAGCGAGGACUUCUUGUUGGCACUCCUAGGAGAGGCAACUGUUUUCAUCCACCAAUCACCGACUGCCAUCACUCUUGAGCAAAUCGACAUUCUGCUGAAGGCUGUCGAGGAUAUUCAAACUGUCGGCUCGCGAGUGUAUUCAGCAUGUGAGGAGUUUUUCGAUCUGGUUCUUUCGUCAGGCCAAGGACUCAAGGGAUCGAAGCCAUCUGAUCUGAUGUCAAAGUCGACGAUUUCGUUGGGCGGUAGCUACAUAAUGAGCGGAAGCUCCAUGCUGACAAGCCAUUUCCAUAAAUCCGUUGCUGCCGGCGGGCCAAUCCAGAGAGGCUGGGAUUGGAGGAAAGAAUUCUCUGCCUCAACAAAGGCAGAGGAUGUCCUGCGAAAGCUACGGCUGGGUCUUGCGAAAGACUUGGCUACGCUGUGGCUGGAUGACGCCGACGGUGCUGUUGCCUGGUGA
This is a messenger RNA of Clonostachys solani, 3363 nucleotides long. The record is from the annotation of a GenBank genome assembly. NCBI's taxonomy places the organism in Eukaryota, Fungi, Ascomycota, Sordariomycetes, Hypocreales, Bionectriaceae.